Messenger RNA from Gossypium arboreum, 651 nucleotides. RefSeq names its product LOB domain-containing protein 29-like. The transcript is spliced from 2 exons. Gene Ontology annotation, biological process: hormone-mediated signaling pathway; positive regulation of DNA-templated transcription. Bases 1 to 651 code for a protein of 216 amino acids. Gene Ontology annotation, cellular component: nucleus. The record is from RefSeq and is a predicted model, not a curated record. NCBI's taxonomy places the organism in Eukaryota, Viridiplantae, Streptophyta, Magnoliopsida, Malvales, Malvaceae.
AUGACUGGUGCUGGUUCCCCUUGUGGUGCUUGUAAGUUCUUAAGAAGAAGAUGCGUUAAAGGCUGCGUUUUUGCACCUUAUUUUAGCCAUGAACAAGGUGCUACCCAUUUUGCAGCCAUUCAUAAAGUCUUUGGUGCAAGCAAUGUUUCAAAACUACUCACUCAUCUCCCUGUAAAUGAACGUUGUGAAGCUGCUGUUACUAUCUCAUAUGAAGCUCAAGCUAGGUUACAAGAUCCCAUCUAUGGCUGCGUUUCUCAUAUAUUUGCUCUUCAACAGCAGGUUGUGAAUCUGCAGGCACAACUUGCUUGUCUCAAAGAACAAGCAGCUUCUUCUACUUUUAUUAAUGGCACCUCUGGUUCUGGAAACCCUAAUAAUGUUCUUCUUCAAAGCUGGUUUCAUAAUAACUCAACCAUGGCAGCACCCAACUUGAACCCGAAUCUCUCUGAAAAUGGGUUUUUGGAUCCGAAUUCGUUAGUGAAUUAUGAGAGUUCAUCGGUGAUUUCAUCAUCAUCAGGUGAGGACCGAUCUUCGUUUAAUGCUUUUGGGGAGGCUGUCCCUUGUUCCAUGGCUUCCUUUGAAGAACAAUGGAGUAAUUUCCAGGAUGUUGAUGACUUUCAAUCAAUGGCUUUUGGCUUUGUUCAUCACUCAUGA